CAGGCUCUCCUCAUAGUGCUCAGAAGAAUCAGAGGAGGCUGUGGAUGAGAUUCUGCUUUACAUCUCUGUAGACUGAGUCGAGGGGGUUUGAAGUCAGCGAGGUGAACGCAAUAUCUCGUCCCUGCUGGUCGGGGUACGAGUAGGGAGCUGGUCUCACCUAACAGAUGUGUCUGGGACACUCCUGUUUAUUUAUUCUAUAAGUUACACACACUUAGAUUCAGAUGAUGGAAGUAAUUGAGGGAUACCGUGCAGACCGAGUGCAAGAGAUGAGGGCUUCUACCCCGCCUGAAGGAUACGUGAAAGAGUUCACCCGCCACUCCAACGACGUGCUACUCAACCUGAAUGAACUCCGGCACCGCAACGUCCUGACUGACACCACCCUGGUCGUGGGGAACGUACACCUGCGGGCACACUGUGCUGUGCUUGUGGCCUGCAGUGGGUUCUUCUACUCGCUGUACUCCCGCCGCGUGCUUCUUCAGGGGCGUGGUAGCAGCGGGGAGCAGCUCGUAUCUGUGUCCCUCCCCAACACCUUGGACCCCUCCAGUGUCUCCCUGCUGCUUGACUUCAUGUACACUUCUCGCCUCCCUCUGACUCCAAGCACUGUCCCAGGAGUGCUCUCUGUGGCAACCUACCUGCAGAUGGACCACGUGGCUGAGACCUGCAGGGACUUCAUGCAGCUGCACUGUAGGGAGAAUUUGAGUGCUAGACACCCACAUCUGGAGCUGGACUCCAGGGUGUCUGUAGCCUCUGUAGCCCCCAAAGGAGGGGACCUCCCAAAUCCAGGACCCCUGAGAAUCCCCUCAACAGCAGUAGCAACAAGCUUCCCUGCGGAUGUCGGGGGCUCUCUGAAGCCAGGGGCUUUCCCAACCUGCCAGCCUGGGUCAAACAUGCUGAAAGGAGAGCCUGAGUCACCCCUCGUGGGCACCCCAACUCCAUCUCCAGACAGUCCUGCCCGCUCCAGCUGCCAGCCAAACUCCCCCGCAGAAUCCAACACCUGCAAGAAAAACCUUGCGACUGACAUCAAAGCCACACCAGACCCAAAGGCCUGCAACUGGAAGAAAUACAAGUACAUCGUUCUCAACCCGCUUUGCGCUUCCACCACUGUGAAGGAGGAGGAGGUGGAGGAAGCACAGAGUCGCUCACCACCCAUGGGCUCGACACCCAAAGAUGCAAAGACAGAGGCGUGGUCUGGAGAAGUGCCUGGUCAGAUUGAUAGACAGGGGCAGGCCUCCUGCUACGAGGGUUCUGGCCGAGCCCCUCCCCUCGGGCCACUCCCCUCUGUGCCACCGCCUCAAAAUGAAGGAGCAGUCUCCCCCUGCACCAUUUUCCCAAAUCUUCACCCAUCUGACCCUGAAGCUGCCCGCCACAGCCAACAUGCAAUCAAGCAUGAGAACUUCUACGUUCCCUACUGCUAUUCUGGAAACCUCCAGGCAACCAAGACAGUCUGCUCAGGUGACAAACCAUAUCGCUGUAACGUGUGCGGCGCCCAGUUCAACCGUCCAGCCAACCUGAAGACUCACUCCCGUAUUCAUUCAGGAGAGAAACCGUACCGCUGUGACACCUGCGGAGCUCGAUUUGUGCAGGUUGCCCAUCUGAGGGCUCACGUCCUGAUCCACACCGGGGAGAAACCGUACCCCUGCCACACCUGUGGGACCCGCUUCCGCCACCUGCAGACCUUGAAAAGCCACCUGCGCAUCCAUACCGGGGAGAAACCUUACACGUGUGAGAAGUGCGACCUCCACUUCCGCCACAAGAGCCAGCUCCGCCUGCACCUGAGGCAGAAACAUGGAGCUGUCACCAACACCAAGAUCCGCUACAAGAUCCUGACUGAGCCCUACCAGGCUCUGCUGCAGGCCUGCUGAAGAGGGCUGACCUUUGACCUUUUAAUCUGCAUCGAAGAAAUCGGACUGAAGAGACAAAUUUGAAAUCUGGCGAAUAAUUACCUUUCACAAUUUCAAUUAUUUUACAGCGUGGGUGUGUGGGCAGUGGGAGGUGACCAGUCAGAGACGAGUGAAGGAAGAGAUGCACACUUUCACAUUUCAUUUAGCAUCAACAUGUUAUGUUUGAAGGGUGGUUUGGAGUUCAAAGCUAAAGAUUUGAAAGUUGUCACUCUGGGUGGCUUUUCUGAGAAGAAGAUGAUAAGAAAGUGUUUGUGAAGGUCUGUGAAGAGAUUGAAUGAAAGGAACAAGAUGUAAAGAAGAAAGUGAAAAAAUGGGGAUGUGUGAAAACUGGAUUUUGAAGAAGUAUGUGGAUGAUUAGAUGGAAGACAAAGCAAGUUUUUUGAAGGAUCGUUUUGAAGUUUUGAAGUUAAGUUUCUGCAGUUAUCUUCAUAAAUGUGUAUUUAACUCAUAUUUAACUUAACCUUUAGGCCUGGGGCCUGUGUGGUCUUGAGAGAAAGCAUAAAGUUUAUUCUUAUACAGUCCAGGCAGGCAAAGGACUUAGCUCUCUUUUAGUGAAGUUGAAAUAUGAAAUGAUAUAUAGUUUUCUGAGAAGAGCGAAUAAAUUAUGAUGACUGUAAGCGAUUGGGUUAAAGAUACUGACUUUACAUUUGAAUGUAAGUGUUAAUUUGCUGGACAAAGAUGGUUUUGUACAACUUCAUUAAAUCUUUUUUGUACCACUUGA
Molecule: messenger RNA, 2622 nt
Organism: Notolabrus celidotus (New Zealand spotty)
Lineage: Eukaryota; Metazoa; Chordata; Actinopteri; Labriformes; Labridae
Gene: bcl6b
Product: BCL6B transcription repressor
Exons: 12
Coding region: 222-1862 (546 amino acids)
Biological process (GO): regulation of transcription by RNA polymerase II
Cellular component (GO): nucleus
Molecular function (GO): protein binding; RNA polymerase II cis-regulatory region sequence-specific DNA binding; DNA-binding transcription factor activity, RNA polymerase II-specific
Source: RefSeq, a predicted model, not a curated record